Messenger RNA from Peniophora sp. CBMAI 1063, 1281 nucleotides. The record is from the annotation of a GenBank genome assembly. NCBI's taxonomy places the organism in Eukaryota, Fungi, Basidiomycota, Agaricomycetes, Russulales, Peniophoraceae.
AUGUCGCGCCGUACCUUCAGCGCGCUCAACUCGACGUUCGUCGUCGAUGCCGACUAUGAGUUCGUCAAGGAACUCGGCCAGGGCGCUUAUGGUUGCGUCGUCGCGGCCAAGCACCGCAGGACUGGUGAAACCGUCGCCAUUAAGAAGAUCACCAACAUCAACACCAAGAAAAUCCUGACGAAGCGAUGCCUGCGCGAGAUCAAGCUCCUCCACCACUUCCGGAGGCAUAAGAACAUCACUUGCCUGUACGACAUGGACAUCGUAUUUGGCCCCGACGGCAACUUUGACGAGGUCUACCUCUACGAGGAGCUCAUGGAGGCUGAUCUUCACGCGAUCAUCCGCUCUGGGCAACCGUUGUCGGACGCUCACUUCCAAUCAUUCAUCUACCAGACGUUAUGCGGUCUCAAGUACAUCCACUCGGCCAACGUACUCCACCGCGACUUGAAGCCUGGCAACUUGCUCGUGAACGCGGAUUGCGAACUCAAGAUCUGUGACUUCGGUCUCGCUCGUGGCUUCAACCAGCAGCAGAAGCAGGGCUUUAUGACCGAGUACGUCGCAACUCGGUGGUACCGUGCACCCGAGAUCAUGUUGAGCUUCGCCAACUACGCCUCGGCGAUCGAUGUCUGGUCUGUGGGUUGCAUUCUUGCCGAGCUUCUUGCCGGCAAGCCGAUUUUCAAGGGCAGGGACUAUGUGGACCAGCUGAACCAGAUCCUGCACUACCUCGGUACACCCUCUGAGGACACCCUCCGUCGCGUCGGAUCCCCUCGUGCUCAGGAUUACAUCCGCUCGCUCCCCAUCAAACCCCGCGUCCCCUUCCAACAGCUCUUCCCGCAAGCCAACCCGCUCGCCCUCGACCUCCUCUCCAAGAUGCUCAACUUCGACCCCGCGAAGCGCAUUACCUGCGAGCAGGCGCUCGAACACCCGUACCUCGCCGUCUGGCACGACCCCUCCGACGAACCCUCCUGCCCGACCAAGUUCGACUUCGGUUUCGAGGCGGAGGAAUCGAGCGAGGGCAUGAAGAAGCUGAUCGUCGAUGAGGUUACGCUGUUCCGCUCGGAAGUUCGCGGUCAGACCCGCACAGCCCAGGGACCGCGUCGUGGCGAGCAACUUCCUGUCCCGUCGCGUGAUGAGAUCAUUUCGUCGCCCAUACAGCAAGAUGCUCCCCCGAACGGCGCGACAGGCUACUACACGCAGGGCAACCGCGUUCCCAGCCCCGUCAUGGAUGACCCGAGCGCGGAUCUUGAGCGCGAGCUCGAGCAGACGCACCUCAACCGCUCGUAG